Messenger RNA from Erigeron canadensis, 849 nucleotides. RefSeq lists its product as uncharacterized. The coding region runs from base 142 to 696 and encodes 184 amino acids. The record is from RefSeq and is a predicted model, not a curated record. The transcript has a single exon. Lineage: Eukaryota; Viridiplantae; Streptophyta; Magnoliopsida; Asterales; Asteraceae.
UGUUUUAUUCUUCAAAAAUGAAAAUGAAAAGCUAAAUAAAUAGGCGAAUAGCAACAACUCCUUAUCCACACUUGAAAAUCCACCACACAAACAGAAAAAGAAAAAAAAAAAAAAAAGCUUUUCACGCAAACAACAACAACAAUGGCAUCUUCAAUCUCCAACCCUCUUUUCUCAACACCACUCUCUCUUUCCCCACUCCGCCCCCACGCGCCGCCGCACCAAUCUCUCACCUUCACCACCAAAGCCACCCCAGAAAGCUCCGAAAACCAACCCACACCCACAACAACAUCCGAACCCGAAUCCUUCGAAGACCGUCUCUCACAAGUCCGCCUACGUUACAAAAGCGGCACAGGAAAGAAAGCUGACGCACGGAAAAGCAAAAAAUCGGGUAAAAAACCCGGUGGGAGUUCCGGGUCCGGGGCAAACUUGUAUCUUCCGCCGGUGCCUUUGAAAGAACCGACGUCAGGUGGAGUGAAAGUGGAAUUCGGGUUUAGCCCGUAUUCGGAAAGGAUGAAUGGGCGGGUGGCGGCGCUUGGGUUGACGGCGUUGGUGUUGGUGGAACUAGCGACCGGUGAGAGUGUGAUCAAAUACCAUACGGCGUCGAUAAUAUUUAUACAAGUGUAUUUUGUGGCUGCUCUUACGGCUAUCUAUUGUAAAGUUGAAAAAGAGAAAGUCAGCAUUUGGCCGUCUUCGUAGGUGAUAUGGAUUUGCAUGGAUUCCGAUUGAUGGAUUUGCUUGCUUGUAUUUAAAAUAUAUAUUUUUGUGAUUUAUUUGUAAAGUAUUAAAGAGAUUCUUAACAAUGUGAAAGAAGUAACAAACAAUAAUGGAACAAGUUUUUAUUUUACAGUA